This is a messenger RNA of Arachis stenosperma, 549 nucleotides long. Its product is annotated as two-component response regulator ORR10-like. The transcript has 5 exons. The coding region runs from base 1 to 513 and encodes 170 amino acids. Gene Ontology annotation, biological process: cytokinin-activated signaling pathway; phosphorelay signal transduction system. The record is from RefSeq and is a predicted model, not a curated record. NCBI's taxonomy places the organism in Eukaryota, Viridiplantae, Streptophyta, Magnoliopsida, Fabales, Fabaceae.
AUGGGUAUGUCUGCUGCGGCACAGUUCCAUGUUUUGGCUGUUGAUGACAGCCUAAUUGAUAGAAUGUUGAUUGAGAGGCUCCUCAAAACCUCUUCAUUUCAUGUUACAACAGUGGACUCUGCCAUUAAGGCUUUACAAUACCUUGGUAUGGUUGAAGAUAAACUAAAGAGUUAUGAGACACCUGAAAUUCAUCAGGAUGCGGAAGUUAAUGUAAAUCUGAUCAUAACAGAUUACUGUAUGCCAGAAAUGACUGGGCAUGAUUUGCUAAGAAAAAUUAAGGAAUCAAAUUCUCUUAAAGACAUACCAGUUGUGAUCAUGUCCUCGGAGAAUGUUCCAUCAAGGAUCAAUAGAUGCUUGGAAGAUGGGGCUGAAGAAUUCUUUCUGAAACCAGUUCAACAAUCAGAUGUGAACAAGCUGAAACCCCAUUUAUUGAAAUCAAGAUCCAAGGAAGAAGAGGAAACCCAACCCAGCAACAAUAACAAGAGGAAAACAAGAAUCAAGUGCACCAUUUAAUAAGAAUUCUUACAAAAUCAAAAUUUGAUAAUACAU